Messenger RNA from Chironomus riparius, 438 nucleotides. The record is from the annotation of a GenBank genome assembly. NCBI's taxonomy places the organism in Eukaryota, Metazoa, Arthropoda, Insecta, Diptera, Chironomidae.
AUGGGUUUUAGCUUCUCUGCGGCCUCAUAUAUAGUAGCAUUAAUCGGCGAUGCAUUUCUCAUCUUCUUUUCAAUUUUUCACACAAUUAGUUUCGAUGAAUUAAAAACGGAUUACAAGAAUCCAAUAGACUCGUGUAAUAGCCUAAAUCCAUUAGUUCUGCCUGAAUAUGCUCUUCAUCUGCUUAUAAAUAUCAUCUUUCUCAUUGCUGGUGAAUGGUUCAGCCUUUGUUUGAAUUUGCCUUUAAUUGGCUAUCAUAUCUGGAGAUAUAAGAACCGACCUCAAGGAAUGAGCGGUCCAGGCCUUUAUGAUCCAACAAACAUAAUGAAUAGUGAUACACUAUCAAAAUGCAUGAAGGAAGGUUGGAUAAAGCUAGGAGUUUACUUAUUGUCGUUCUUUUAUUAUCUAUACGGUAUGAUCUCAUCGCUUAUCGCAACAUAA